UAUUGGCCAAGGAUGGCUACAGAUGUGGAGGUGAAGAUCAAGACGUGCAACCGGUGCGUGUGCAGAAAGACUCCACCUGAGAGAGCAGCGCCAUUAGGGAAUAUUCAAGUAUCUAGGCCACUUGAGUUGGUAUGUAUGGAUUUCCUAUCUUUGGAACCAGAUCGUAGCAAUACAAAGGACAUCUUGGUGAUAACUGAUUAUUUCACGAAGUACGCUGUAGCGGUCCCCACAUCAAAUCAGAAGGCCAAGACAGUCGCAAAAAGCCUUUGGGAAAACUUCUUUGUGCACUAUGGCAUACCUGAAAGGCUUCAUAGUGAUCAGGGGCCUGAUUUUGAGAGCAGGACCAUUAAAGAGUUGUGUGAGAUUGCUGGCAUUCGGAAAGUCCGAACCACACCGUAUCAUCCCAGAGGAAACCCGGUUGAACGGUUCAACCGAACGCUGUUGAGUAUGCUGGGUACUCUGGGAAACAAAGACAAGACCCAUUGGAGAGACUUUGUGAAGCCUGUUGUGCAUGCAUAUAAUUGCACUAAACAUGAAACUACAGGGUUCACUCCAUCCAGCUGAUGUUUGGCCGGCAGCCUAGGUUGCCAAUAGAUCUCGCUUUUAGAGCACCUGUGAGUAACAGCCAUAAUGAGUUCCAUUCCCAGUAUGUGAAAACUUUGAAAACACAUUUGCAGGAGAGUUAUGAGCUUGCCAGAAAGAAUGCAGCAAAGGUUGCAGCAAGGAACAAGACACGGUAUGACAAAAGAGUGACCGAAUCUUCACUUGAUGAGGGUGAUCGAAUUCUUGUCAGAAAUGUGCGUCUCAGAGGGAAGCACAAAUUGGCUGAUAAAUGGGACUCUGAAGUAUACAUUAUGGUGAACCGUGCUGGUGAGCUUCCUGUUUACACUGUGAAACCAGAAGGAAAGGAAGGACCUUUGCGGACGCUCCAUAGGGACUUAUUAUUGCCUUGUGGUUUCUUGUCACCCUCUGUGGAUGAAGAGAAAAUGGUACUUAAGUCACAAAGAGGGAGAACAGUUCCGAAAGAGGUAAAUGAGGAAGAACCAGAGAGUUCAGAGCAAUGUCUGGAUGACGAGGGAGAUGACGAUGAUUAUCUGGUGCAAGAAAUUGAGCCCAAUUCCAAAACCACUCCAGUGAAAUUCGUUAAGGAAUUUGACGUUGUGAGAACAUCAAGAAAAAUUCCAUUCAGAAAUGUUGAACCUGUUACCCAGAUGCAACCUGAUUCAAACCUUGCCAGUGCCAACAUCAUUGAAGGUACACAUGAAGAAUACUUACCUGAACCAGCAUACUUACCUGAAACUCAGUCUUUUCCUGGACCAGCCUCUGUCCACAGUGAUGUGAUACCUGAAAGGGAAGUGUUGGAAGAGAAAAUAUGUCUGUCUGAAACAGAGCAACAAAGUCUGAAUGCCCAUGCAAAUUCCAGAAUGGAGAAUGAAACCAACACUAACACAGAACAAAAUCAAAAAUCCAUACCUCAUAUUCCAGUGGAAGGAGACAGACUGGAUCCGAUUGAAUCUGCAACACCUGAAGAAGACACAGAAUCGGAUGAAUGUGAAGCUGAAAGUAGAUUAAGGAUGUCCAAAAGAGUGAGACAAAGAUCCAAAAGAUUGACUUACCCUGAGUUGGGAAAUCCCAUGAUAUCUAUUAUUCAAUCUCUUCUGCAAGGGUUGAACACAGCUUUCAUUGAAACGUUAGAGCAACCCAGAUCGGUAAAACACCCUAAGAAAUAGGCCUUAACAUUUAUUAUAAGGCAUCAUCACAACGCAAAGGGACUUGCGUGGAUUUUAAGAGGGGAGGGUGUAACCCAUGUUAAAUUUGGAUAAUAUAAUUGCAUGUUCUAAUAGUUAACUUUAAAUUAAAAAGUUGAAACGAUCUAUUCAUAUACAUUGUGAAUUAAUUAAUAUAAAUUGAAAUAAUAUGCAUUGUAAUUUAGCACCGAACACGUGAUGUAUUACACGUACACAAGUUGCGUAUGACGUCAGUGCAUGACACACGGAAGUGUGCGAGACGCGCUGAACGCGAGAUGAGAGAUGCGCCGAACACGAGAUGAGUGAUGCAGAAAUGGAUUAAUAAGAAUGGUGAUUGCUGAUUUGAGUGCAGAUGCUAGCCGAUUGUGAAGCUUCUUUGAAUCUGAAACGGGUGUUU
Molecule: messenger RNA, 2145 nt
Organism: Pimephales promelas (fathead minnow)
Lineage: Eukaryota; Metazoa; Chordata; Actinopteri; Cypriniformes; Leuciscidae
Source: RefSeq, a predicted model, not a curated record